Messenger RNA from Pipra filicauda (Wire-tailed manakin), 2323 nucleotides. It is a transcript of the gene MOB3A, whose product is annotated as MOB kinase activator 3A. NCBI's taxonomy places the organism in Eukaryota, Metazoa, Chordata, Aves, Passeriformes, Pipridae. The transcript has 4 exons. The record is from RefSeq and is a predicted model, not a curated record. Gene Ontology annotation, biological process: positive regulation of protein phosphorylation; signal transduction. Gene Ontology annotation, cellular component: nucleus; cytoplasm. The coding region runs from base 203 to 853 and encodes 216 amino acids. Gene Ontology annotation, molecular function: protein kinase activator activity.
GAGCGCUGCGGCCCGAGCGGGCGGUGCUGCGGCCCAGCCCGUGUGCGUCCGCCAGAGCCGGACCGCGGCAGGAGAGAUCAGGACCAGAUGAGCAGAGGGAGGUUUCUCUGAAGAUCAGAGUCGCCCCAGCCGUGCCCCGGGAAGCGGCGCGGCCUCCGGCUGUCCCCGCUGCGGGCCUGGAACAGCGAGAGGAGGAGGGAAGAUGUCCCACGCUCUAAAGCAAGUGUUCAACAAAGACAAAACCUUCCGGCCCAAGCGCAAGUUCGAGCCGGGCACGCAGCGGUUCGAGCUGCACAAGAAGGCCCAGGCCUCGCUCAACGCCGGGCUGGACCUGAAGGUGGCCGUGCAGCUGCCCCCGGGCGAGGAGCAGAACGACUGGGUGGCCGUGCACGUCGUGGACUUCUUCAACCGCAUCAACCUGAUCUACGGCACCAUCAGUGACUAUUGCACCGAGCAGUCCUGCCCCGUCAUGUCGGGGGGGCCCAAGUACGAGUACCGGUGGCAGGACGAGCACAAGUACCGCAAACCCACUGCCCUGUCGGCCCCCCAGUACAUGAACCUGCUCAUGGACUGGAUCGAGGUGCAGAUCAACAACGAGGACAUCUUCCCCACUAACGUUGGUACUCCCUUCCCCAAGAACUUCCUCCCAGUGGUGAAGAAGAUCCUCUCCAGGCUCUUCCGGGUCUUUGUCCACGUCUACAUCCACCACUUUGACAGGAUCACCCAGAUGGGCUCGGAGGCCCACGUGAACACCUGCUACAAGCACUUUUACUACUUUGUGAAAGAGUUCAAUCUCAUAGACACCAAGGAGCUGGAGCCCCUGAAGGAAAUGACCUCCCGGAUGUGCCACUGAGCUCUGACCUUCCUGCUCCCACCUCGGCGCCUCCUCCGAGGGCUCAGCCCCGCUCCCGGCCUGGAGACGUGGUUCAAGGGGACAACAGAGACGUUUUCUUAAAGAAAUUAUAUAUUUUUAAUGAGUUUCAAUGUAAAACUGUGAUAUUGCAGGAAUAUUUUUUUAAAGAUGCUCUAGAUUAACUAGUUUUUUAUAGUAAUUUCUAUAAAAAAAAAAGAGAAAAUAUUUUGAGGGCCAUUUGAUGGGAAUGUCCACUCUUGGAGAGGGGAAGAGCUGCCCUGAGCUGCCCCUGCCCUGUGCCCCGAGUGAGCUGAGCCAGCUGCUGCAGGCAGAGCUGUGUGUGGAGCUGGUGCUGCCAUGGAAGCGGUACUUCCCUCGGGACACCCGUCCCGCCCCUGCAGGCAGGCAGGCAGGCUGCCUGGGGACUGGGGAGGGAGUGCUGGUGUACCCCGGUCCCCAGGGUGCUCCUUGGUCCCAGCACCUCUUCCACUGGCCAGGAGUCCAGUUUUGGGCAGAGCUGCUUUGUGCCCCCGUGCCCAAGGCUUGGCCCUGCCUGUGUUCCCUUCAGGCCAGCUGGGAGCGGGGUUUCUCCUGUGGUUGCUGCUGAUGGAGUCAGCGCUGCUGGAAUCUGCCCUGCUCCCCUGCAGGAGCAGCUGAACAAGACAACAGCAGCCACCUGGAUGAUAGAAGGAGAAGAAAAUAUUAAAGCAAAAAUAUUGUGGUCUAAGCUCUCCAGCCAGGCAGAUGUUUCCUUAUCUCCCCACACCCCCCGUGUGACUGCUCCCAGCCAGAGAACAGCCCUGCUGCAAGCAGCUUUCCAGCCUGACCUUGGGAUUCCUUUCACACACACACUAAUCUCAGCUCUGGCUUGCUCAAAACCACAAUAUUUUUGUUUUCUGCUUCUUUUAUCAUCCAGGUGGCUACUGUUGUCUUGUUUAGCUGCUCCUACACUCCCCUGGUGCAGCUCAGCACCGUCUCCACAGGGAUCCACUGGCAGCCAAGCUGUGCCUCAUGGAAGUUGAGCAGAGGGACAGGGAAUUCCUGCCCCUCACCUCGUGGUACGCUGACCCUGCCAGGAAGGACCACUUGUCCUCCGGCCUCGCUGGCCACGGGGAUCACAUCCUGCUUCCCUUUAGGGUACAGAGCCCUCUCCCUCUUCCCCAGCCCUGUGCCCAUGUGGGACCAAAAUCUCUGGUGUGCAGCCAGAGCCCCCCUGGCCUUGCCUGCUGCUUGCACAGUGAGAGCUCCCAGUGCCCCCAGUAGGUAGGUGGGUCUACCUACGGUUGGGACCAGUGAGAGAAAAGGUUUCUACGAACAGUGACCAAACUACCACUCACCACUUCUUCCUCACAAAGUGUUCCUGUGCCCUGGAAUGUCUGUACAUACGUGACUCUUGUUCCUGGGACAGUCGUACAAACACCCCUCGUGCUCUGGAAUGGAACCAAUAAAUUAUGUUGUAUUUACACAGCA